Aspergillus melleus is the source of this 2730-nucleotide messenger RNA. RefSeq lists its product as uncharacterized. Gene Ontology annotation, molecular function: protein binding. The transcript has a single exon. Lineage: Eukaryota; Fungi; Ascomycota; Eurotiomycetes; Eurotiales; Aspergillaceae. Bases 1 to 2280 code for a protein of 759 amino acids. The record is from RefSeq and is a predicted model, not a curated record.
AUGCGGAGGUUUGCACGAGCGAGCCAGAGAUUUGGCUCUCAGGUCCAGUGUGGAUUCGCUCUCUAUCCAGGCUCCACUCGACUGAUAACAUCCGCCCGAGAUUCCACCCGGUGGAGGCAGCUGAGCUACUCUUCAUCUUCUACUGCUGCGCACUCCUCCAUUCCUAACCAACUUCACGAACAUACUUCCCAUCGGAACGUGGCCAAUUUCCCCGCCUUCUUAGAUUCGCUUUCUACAGAUGUUGUACGGGAAGAUCAAGCGACCGGCAUCCCAACUGACGAGCAGACCCCCACCACCCAAGAGGAGCAGUAUGCACAGGCGCCUGAAUGGAAUGAAAUCAAGCAAUUCUGGGCCAUCAUCCGAGAUGGGCAACCAGAUCAAGUGAUGAGUGUCCUGCUCGAUCCGCGCUUCGAAACAAUCAUUGCAACCAUGACGCCGAGCAUCUUUGCCGAGGUUUUCCGCUUGCUCUCGCCCGCCUACUUUAUCGAGCCAUUCCGUACCAUCCACCGAGCGCUGCAUCCGACCACCGUUCAUGUCCAAGGGUACAAGAGGCUCGAGGUGAUUUUCGAGGAGUUCGCCAACAACGUCAUGGCUAUUGCUCAGACCCGAGAACGGACGGGCCACCAACUUGGGCUAGCUGAGUACACUCAUCUUCUCAGCUGUGCGAGUUCCAUGGGAGAUGCUCACAUGGCCGACCAGGUCUGGGAGAACAUGAAAGAGGACGAGGUUCAGCCCGACGCUGCCUGCUACAACCAUCUCAUGGCAUCUAAAGUCUGGGACUCGACCUACACUGGCCGGGGGGGUUAUCGGCUGCGAAUCACCAAGCACAUUUACCGCAAACGAGGGUAUGACUCUCCUAACCCUGGGUGGACGGGCUUCGGUACCAAAGCUCGAAGUGUGCGGAAAGAUGUCGUCGAGACACUGAACGAAAUGAUCGGCAAUGGGUUUCAGGGUGACGAGAACACCUUCAUCCAGGUGAUGGUAUCGUCUUCCCGCGUGGGGGCCAUCAGCGGAAUCGAAAGGCUUCUCAAGGCCAUCUGGAAUGUUGACGUGGAUGCGUUGCUGGACCCAGAAAACCACCCCACGCAAGAACCCGUCACUCCCUUUCCGCGCUCAUCCCCUUGUUAUCCAACGAAGAAUCUACUACAUGCCGUGGCGCAUGCCUUUGGCACGUCAAGUAACAUGCUUGCGGCGCUGCGGACCAUCGAACACCUCUCCGAAUCAUACGGCAUUGCAAUUCCGGAGGAGGUCUGGCUAGAACUGAUGGAGCGGACGUUUGUGCUCUCGCGACGUCGUUUCGGAAUCGACCUUCCAGGGAAAGAUCGGGGCCAGGUGGAUCCAAAUUUUCUAUUCGAUAUGUAUAAGACCAUGACGUCGAAACCAUUUAACGUUCAGCCCACCGCCCACGUUCAUCAGAUGAUGGCUAAGACGGCAUGGGAUCAAUACAACUGGCCCCUAUACAAGGAACACAUGGAGGGGGCGUACAACAUCUUAGCAGAAACAAGACGCAAGCAGAAAGUAGCGCGCACGAAAGUCAUGGGCUAUCUGACCAACAGCAAGAUCUCGCAAGGGCCCAAGAAACGUCGUGGGCCAGCGGAUCUUUCGCGAUUCAAAUCACGGCCCUUCGCUAACGCUGUGUACGAGUAUGACCUAUUGCGGCUACGCGCUGCCGAGGCCUACACCAUUGUCGUGCGGCUCGCCCGACUCCUCAUCAUCCAGAACCAUUGGGAAAUCCCGGGGGAGUCCGAAUACGCCUGGGAGCGACGCUACCUCCCGCAGGCCCUCGAGGAGUGGCAGGAUUUCCUCCCCGAUCAAAUCCACUACCAUACUUCCGGCGGCAUGAUACACAGAAAAGGAUUCAGUAACUGGCGAUUUCGACGGUAUACCGGGUUUCACAAAAUUCCCAUUCGCCGCCCGACCCCGACAAAUGGGCUCAAACGAGAGGUUCACCCCGAUGAAAUCGACGACGACGCCUUCUGGGCCAACCUGUUGAAAAGGCGACCAUAUUACAAAUCCAAGGCCAGCCUCCAUAUCCAACCCCUAGACCGUCUCUUCUCCGGCGUUAUCGAACGGAGCACUGUCUCGCACCCGCCACCCCACGAUCCUUUCACUUACGAGACCAUAGCAGACUGCGCGAAUUAUGAGGAUCUCAAAAAUUUCUACCGUGCUCAUGAUUUCAAAAAGGUUAGAUAUUGGAAAGAGGAAGGAGAAGCCGAAGAUGAGGAAUACGAGGAUCCUGCAGAUACCGCCAUCGAGGGCUUCGGUUACGCUAAUGGUUGAGAAGAGAGAGACCUGGUUGCUGUGUUUGCUUUGACAUGUCAGGUCGACUACGUUCACUCUGGCUUUGUGUUUUUUCCUGCGCUUGAUUUUUUUAGUAUUUGUUUCAUGAGUUUGAGUGUUCCUUAUUUUCAGCGAAUUGUUUGUCUUCUGAAGUGUCAUCUUUCAGAUGCCUGGGAUGAUCUUAUCAGAUACCCUUGUUCGUGGUGGUCACCUGGGAGUGGAUUGCCAGUUUGUUUUCCAAUGGAUUCGUUUAUUCCAAGUUACAUGCUGAAAUGAGACAACGUAAUCUCAAAUGAAUGAUCUGAAUAAACAAUUUAUAUUAGCUACCUUACUCAACAUAGUGUAGGCUUUUAGGUGUUUGUAAGUGUACGCUACCGGUCAAUUCGCAUCCCUCUGUAGCCCUUCUAGGCACCCAACACCAUUGAAUGCUUCUUUAUUUCUAUGUUAACU